GUCUUGUUAAUUUUGAGUUGGUGGUUGAAAUGAAAUUCAAAAAUCCUCCGAUCCAAUAUAUUUCAAAAUAAAUAUAAGACAACUUACAAACCAUGCUAAAAUGGUCGUAACGUAAAUGUAAUAUACCAAUCCCAUAUUAAAAGGUCUCUUUCAUCGUCCUUAUCUCAUAAAAAUAUAAGGAGCAUCAUAUUAUAAUAUUGAAAAUAUAAUUUAAGUGUGUUGAGUUGUUGCGAAGCUAUGAAGAGUAAACUUUGAACUAAAUUGUGAUAUUGAUUCUAUGUACCUAAUGAGUUUAUAUGUAAAAAAAAUUUUAUUUCAAUCGGCCAAAGUCCAAAGGUGCUUCAUUACAAGAUAUUCUUCAAAAACUAAUAUAAUGAAGAGGGAACCAUUAGUAAAUACUAAAAAUGGUGAACUGAGAGGAUGUAUUAAAAAGCUAUUUGAUGGCACAGAAUAUUACAGCUUUAAAGGAAUACCAUAUGCACAACCACCAGUUGGGAAACUGAGAUUUAAAGCCCCAUUACCUGCUAAACCAUGGAAAGGUGUGUAUGAUGCUUUAAGACAUGGCCCGAUCUGUCCACAAUUUGAAGCUCAAACACGCCAAGUUAAAGAAGGAAGUGAAGACUGCCUAUAUCUUAAUGUUUAUACAAAGUCCAUAGAAAGCAGCACUAAAAGCCCUGUAAUGGUUUUUAUCCAUGGUGGAGGCUUUAUAUCUGGUUCAGGCAAUACUGAUUUGUAUGGCCCAGAAUUUAUUUUACAGCACAAUGUUGUGUUAGUUACUAUAAACUAUAGAUUGGAAGUGUUUGGAUUCCUUAACUUAGACAUACCUGAAGUGCCAGGAAAUGCUGGUAUGAAAGACCAGGUUCUAGCACUGCGCUGGGUCCAAGAAAAUAUUAAUGAUUUUGGUGGUGAUUCUAAUAAUGUUACAAUUUUUGGUGAGAGUGCUGGUGCAGCAUCUGUUACUUACCACAUGGUAUCACCUAUGUCCAGGAAAUUAUUUCAUAAAGUGAUUGCCCAAAGUGGUGUAUGUACAGCAAAUUGGGCACUGGGUGUUGAUGGAAAAAAUAGGGCUUUUAGAUUGUGUAAAUUAUUAGGGAAUGAGACUAGAGAUCCUAUUGAAGCUCUAACAUUCUUGCAAAGUGUACCAGCAACUGACUUGGUUGGUAAAACCUUUAAAACAGUAACCAACGAUGAAAGACAUAGAGGUCUUCCAAUACAUUUUUGUCCUAGUAUUGAAAAGAAAUAUGGCCAUAAUGAGGUUUUUUUACCAGAACAUCCAGAACAGGCAUUUCAUAAUCGUGAUUCUGUGAAUGUGCCAUUAAUGAUUGGGUAUAACUCAAGAGAAGGAUUAGUUUUAUUAUUAACUGAGUCUAAGAAAAUUGAAUAUAGGAACAAAAAUCCAUCCUCCUUUGUACCAAGAGAAAUAUAUAAUGUAGUGAAUGAGGGUAAAUUAAAAGAAAUAGGGCUGAAAAUAAAAGAAUUCUACUUUGGUGGUCAAGAUAUAACAAUCGAAGAUACUGAGAAAAUCUGCGACUUACAAUCAGACUUAUAUUUUACAUACCCAAUACAUUAUUUUAUUGAGCUUUAUGCGAGGAAUACUCUACCAGUAUAUAUGUAUAGCUUUAACUAUGAUACAGAUUUAAACUUUUUUAAAAAUUUGAUGGGAGCCAGUGACAUAAAGGGAGCAGCUCAUGUUGAUGAAUUGUUUUAUAUAUUCUGUUGUGCAAUGAAUAGAGAUUAUUAUGAGGAAAAUGAAAGUCUGAGAAGUAUUAUCAAUAAUGUAACUAGACUUUGGACUGAUUUUGCUAAAAAUGGGAACCCAGUAUCAAACAGUGCAAUAAAUUGGCAGCCAUACACUAUAAAAAAUAAAGAAUAUCUUAAUAUUGAUAAAAGCAUGGCACUUGGAAGGUAUGUAGAUCAAAGAAGAAUUGAAUUUUGGAAGAAAAUGUACAAAGAAGCAGGCUUACAUUGUAUAAGAAGUAAUUUAUAGUUUUGCAAUAAGUAUAUAUUGAAAAAACUGUCUAUGUCUUCAGUAUUUAGACAAAUUUGUAUAAGAUUUUAGAUAUUCGGUGUUUGGUAUUCAGUGGGUUAGUCUUACAGGUUAAGUGAGAGUGCCGAGACUUUUUAAACAUUUGUAUUUAUUAGGAAUAGUUUACUGGUCAGGGUUGAAUUGUUUAUAAGAUUUAUACAUUUGUUAUAUUUAAAUAUAUAUUUUUAUUGUUA
Molecule: messenger RNA, 2220 nt
Organism: Pieris rapae (cabbage white)
Lineage: Eukaryota; Metazoa; Arthropoda; Insecta; Lepidoptera; Pieridae
Product: esterase E4
Exons: 4
Coding region: 278-1987 (569 amino acids)
Source: RefSeq, a predicted model, not a curated record